Aspergillus niger is the source of this 435-nucleotide messenger RNA. RefSeq lists its product as hypothetical. The record is from RefSeq and is a predicted model, not a curated record. The coding region runs from base 1 to 435 and encodes 144 amino acids. Lineage: Eukaryota; Fungi; Ascomycota; Eurotiomycetes; Eurotiales; Aspergillaceae. The transcript has 4 exons.
AUGGGGAUCGACCACAAUGCCCAAUGUGAUCAGGCGCUAAGGAUGAUGCCAGAAAUGAUCGGAACUCAUCGUAACGGUCUAUUCAGAGCCAAUCGAUCGCAAUGCUCGUCCUACCAAGCUUUUCUCGUUCCCGAUAUGUCGCAGAUAAAGGGCCUGGAGUUAUUAGUAGUAGCUGCUGGAUUGAGCCGUAUGAAGGAGCUGAUUGAGUCAAACGCGAUCUCCCGUGUUGCAGAAGUGAGGACGUUGAAGACCAUGGAGGCCGCUGAUUGGCUUGGGUUUCCUCAAGAGCGCUCCGUCGUGCAGAACCAAUACAGACAUCUACUGACAUUGGGUGUAGAGGCGCCGCGAUGGGGAUCGAUGAAACACGGGCGCCCCGCUUUCUCUAGCCUGAGCAAACAAAGCGCGCUGACAAGACUGAAUUCCCAGGCAAGCUAG